Messenger RNA from Brassica napus (rape), 3909 nucleotides. Its product is annotated as putative 57 kDa heat shock protein. The transcript is spliced from 5 exons. The record is from RefSeq and is a predicted model, not a curated record. Lineage: Eukaryota; Viridiplantae; Streptophyta; Magnoliopsida; Brassicales; Brassicaceae. Bases 2812 to 3648 code for a protein of 278 amino acids.
CGAUUUUGUCAAUAGGCGUUAGUUUAUGAACAAUCGAGCAUGCUUGUACGGAGAAGGACCACAGAUUUUGUCUUCUUCCUCUGCUCUGUUUUCAUUUCCAACGACUACUGCAGAAGUUGAUGUUUUGUCUGUACUUCUGGGCUUCUCUUCUUUGUUCUAGCCGAAUUCAUGUUGAGUGAAGCUGGUUUCAAUUUUGAUGGCAUUUCCCUUGUCUAGGCCCACUCACUUUUCUAAUUCAAUCAGCUGCUUCUAUUCUUUGGAACCCAGUUUUGCCAUUGUCGUUAAUACAAAUUGCAUUGGUUAUCCACAUGAAACUAAUUGGAAUAUAACAAAACAAAAAGAAGCUUUUGUAAGCAUAUCCCAAAGUUAAAAAAAAAAAAGUUUUAUCAACUUUUGUAAACAGUAUAAGCGAUAAAUAAAUGUUUCCUAUUGGUUAUAUAUUCUCAUUUGUUAAUUGGAGGGAGUAAAGUUGGAGAACUUGUUCAUUACUAGUUACAGAAAUACAAAAUACAUCUUCCUCUGAUGUUUAUAUAUCUUAUUCUUCGUUUCUGGUAAAGUUUUCUCUCACCUGAAUCUCUGUCUGAUGAUAUUAGCUUUUUAAUACUUUCAGCUUUUAAUUAAACCACAUUCUGUCGUCUUCUGUAAUCCAUACAUUUGAUUUGAAGCAGCGCGCGUGGCCAGCUCUGCUAGUGAACCAUAUUCUUAUAACUUGGGUUUAUAACACCUUUAUAAUCAUCCUCCAGUGAUUUCCUACCAAAAAAAAAAAUCAUCCUCCAGUGAUAUUGACUACACUCAAAAGGUUUUCUUGUCAGCAUUCAUAAAUGUUUUGUUUGCAAUUCUAAUAGUCAUUUAUCAUUUAUUCUAAUAGUCAUUUAUCAUUCCGUGUACGUGUUAUCUCAAGUACCUCUCAUUCUCUCAAUUAGUAUAUGGAUUAUGGUAGAAUAUAAGAUCAACAAAAUGAAACUUGUUCACACAAAAGUAGAAAUCAAACAAUGUCCAUAAGACGUGUUCACACAAAAGUAUCUAGAUCCACCACUGUUUGCGAUAAUAUAUAGUGGGUGACUGAUAAAUAAAUUGAUGUAACCAGCAAACUGUUUGCCUUUAUAUUUAACGUGAAUAUUUGUAAUUGAUUUAAUAACAACGAAACCCAUUCAACAUGAUUGGUGAACAUAAUUUGCUGAAAAUCUGCUUAAAUAAUUAAUAAAGGUGGUUAAGUUAGGAGUGCUAAUUCAUUUUCAAAUUAUAUACAGUUUCUAGCUAAUAUAUGAAAAUUACCAGUUUUAACACAUUUUUAGAUUAGGGCCAGAGUCACACAUUCUACACGAUGUGUGGAAGAGGAGACAGGGUAUACAGUGUCGAUGUGUUGAAAAUGUAUGGGACAGACAGAUAAAUUCACAUGAUACAGAGGCAUAACUACAUUUUUUUGGAUAUUUCCAAAAUGAACGAAAAAAGAAGUUUCACUCUUUUUGGAUAUUUCCAGUUUGCAUAUUUUUAGCCCCAAUCCCGUCUUUACAAUAUGCUAAAAAGGACAAAAGAAGCGGUCUGACUUUUCUAUUCUUCGCAGCACUCGGAAUCACACACACGCUUUUCAGAGUGGCCAGAAUCAGUGGUUCACAUACACUUUUUAGAUUAGGGCCAGAGUCACACAUUCUGAAGGCCUGAAUUUGUUUUCAUGUUUUUGAACACACAUAUUUUGAAAGAAUAAAAUUUUGAAAACUCAACUUGUAAGACCUUACACAUAUACGACACACAUGUUAACGCCGGUUAGAAGAUACGAGAAUAUAAACUUAUUAAAGAUGCAAACAUAGAGACUAGCAUCUUGCGUUGUUUUUCGCGUAUUAAAAAUCAAAUUUAUUUUUAUUUGGUACAUCAUUUCAAUUAUACAUGUUUUUAUGUUUUAUAUAUUAAAUUUAGUACUAUUUUGGGAUAUUAAAUAAAUGAUGGACGUUGACAAAAAAAGAAAAAAAAAACUAUGAUGGACAAAUAAGAUAAUCAAUUUUGGUAGGGCCUUUGCAAUGACAAAACACACACUUAUGGAAUGGCCCAAUUAUCUGAUACGCAAAAUAUUUGCCAUCAGGAAUGUCAAGACUUCAUUGGACAAAAAAAAUGUCCUGACCCAAAAAAGUUAAGUUUAAAUUUAAUUUGCACACACAAUUUAACAUUAAAGACUUCAAUAUUUGAUAUUAUUUCCAUUCUUCGAAAGUGUUAACACAAUAACUAUUGAAAGAGUAAAUUUUUAUAGAAGAUUUACUAUUUCAAUAAAAAAAAGUUAGACGCUGAUUAACUCAGCUAUGGCAGUCUUCAUCUUCCUCCAUUGAUCUAUCUUUUAGAACCACUGGAAUACAAUUUAAAUUAUUGAAACCGUUUGCAAGACUAAUGAAUUACCACAAACACCUAAAUAGCAACAAACAUCUUAUUACGUAAUCCAGAGGCACAAUGGGAAAUAUACUAUGCUUGGCUUAGAAUAGAAAAAAGAACAAAAAUAAGUCUUACUCUUAUCCACAGGCGGCGGCUGCUUUAACAUGAAAUUGAUUUUAUAUAUUUUAAAUACAGGCCGGGGAGAAAGCUGUCCGACUUUACUAAACACAGUCCAUAUACAAAGCGGUCAAACUUUUGUUUCUUUCACAACACUCGAGAAUCACACACUUUCACCUAGCAUAGGGUCAGAAUCACACAGACACAGACACAGACACAGACUCAGCCACGUACGUAAGUUGUAACCGAGCUAGUAAUAUAAAUAAUAGACGCACUCGUUAGACACCUUUAUUCUCUAAAUCGUUCACUUGUUCUCUACCAAGGGUAGUUUUAACAAUGGUUGUUUCACUCCCCCCACAAUCUCAAACAUCUUCUCUUUUCUAUGGAGUUAACAACCCAUAUUUGAAAAAUGGACCUAAAGGUUUCAAAGAGUAUAAGAUUUUGAAGAACGGAGACACGUACCUUAGGAUUGAUCUUCCCGGAGUUCCAAUGAAAGCAGCCGUCGAAGUAUCUCUUUGGGCGGAUGAUAAGGGUGUGGAAGCCUUGGUGGAUGCACCAAAGCAACACAAACACGACUCUUCUCAACGGACGUACUGUCCCAUCAUCGGUUUCAUGUGCGGAAGAUGCAAAGUCUUGCGAUUCACCUCCCAAGUGUGUGAUGGAGUUCUUAGGCUUGUACUCACUCCAACAGCAAGGAUUCUUGGAGGGAGAUUUCUUGGUGGGGCAGAUUGGGAAGAAACAUAUUUUUGUAGUUCUGCUGCUCACUGGUUACCCUAUGCCUCCGAUCCGUAUGACCCUUCCUUAACCGGUCCGGUAUUGGAGCCAAAUCCUAGCGUUAAUGAAGGAUCGCCGAUGGCUUAUGAAUCGAAGCGGCUCCCAAACGGCAGCUUAUACGUGCGUGUAGACAUGCCAGGCGUUCCCAAAGACAGGUUCACGGUGUCGGUAGCGGACGGGAGAGUGACGGUGACUGGUGAAGCUCCUGCCGUUAGCCACGACUCAGAUGGCCGGUUCUACUCCGGUGACGUGGCAUUGCUCGACACUCUUGUCACAUUUCGUCGUCGUUGGAUAAAAACCAUUGUCAAGGAUGGAGUUAUUAGUUUCAUGUGGAUAACCAAUGCAAUUUGUAUUAACGACAAUGGCAAAGACUGGGUUCCAAAAAAUAGAAGCAACUGAUUGAAUUAGAAAAGUGCGUGGGCCUAGACAAGGGAAAUGCCAUCAAAAUUGAAACCAGCUUCAUUCAACAUGGAUUCGGCCAGAACAAAGAAGCCCAGAAGUACAAACAAAACAUCAACUUCGCAGUAGUCGUUGGAAAUGAAAACAGAGCAAAGGAAGAAGACAAUCUGUGGUCCUGCUCCGUACAAGCAUGCUCGAUUGUUCAUAAACUAACGCCGAUUGACAAAAUCGGAGAUUAAUUUUUAAGGAUUUUAAGUUGUU